This is a messenger RNA of Anisakis simplex (herring worm), 609 nucleotides long. The record is from the annotation of a GenBank genome assembly. NCBI's taxonomy places the organism in Eukaryota, Metazoa, Nematoda, Chromadorea, Rhabditida, Anisakidae.
AGAUUAUUGUCAAGCUUAUCGCCGAUAUCCUCGUCUCAUCUGUAUAAUACGACGAACACCACCACGACCACCACAUCCAAUUCCAAUUCGACGUCAACAAAUUCCUCCUCCAAUAAUCCCAAUCGAUCAACAUCGAUCAUCCCUUUAAGCGGAUCAGCUGCACCACGCAAUAUCGCAUCUACGCUAAACGUCUUAUCGUCGAAUAGCACCGACCCGCUUAAUCGACAACGUGAUAAUAAUAGUAUCAGUACCACUAGCAGUAACGCUAUGUUACUUGAUCCUAUCCAACGAACACCAUUGCCUCCAACGUCAGUUGAUCGAGCAAUGAUGAACGUGGUACUUUCCCAGCCGUUAGGUGCACAUCAUGCCACAAUAAUCGAUGAUACCUGCAGUCCACCUGUAUCGAGUGGAAGAUCGUCAAUAGUACGUGAUACUCCCCCGCCAGCUGCAGCUGCGUUGUCCUCUUCGAAAUGUGAUCAACCGUCAAAUUUGGAAAUAUUGGCUUCAUCUGCCACCAUUGUCCCACUGCCAUCUAACAUGGGCACUCUGAUUGGUUCAUCGCUCGUUAAGGUGUUUAUUACUGCAUUCACCUUAGUCAACAAUUUGUAA